Cucurbitaria berberidis CBS 394.84 is the source of this 3195-nucleotide messenger RNA. Its product is annotated as sodium P-type ATPase-like protein. Gene Ontology annotation, biological process: intracellular calcium ion homeostasis; calcium ion transmembrane transport. Gene Ontology annotation, molecular function: ATP binding; P-type calcium transporter activity; ATP hydrolysis activity. Gene Ontology annotation, cellular component: plasma membrane. Bases 1 to 3195 code for a protein of 1064 amino acids. The transcript has 4 exons. The record is from RefSeq and is a predicted model, not a curated record. Lineage: Eukaryota; Fungi; Ascomycota; Dothideomycetes; Pleosporales; Cucurbitariaceae.
AUGGGAAAGAAGCAACCCUCACUCGAAGGUCACAAGUCUGGCCAAGCAAACGAUCCUCUUUCAAAACCAGCACAUGCCCUCCCCUUCUCACAGGUCAUUGAUGAGACCAAGUGUAACUCCGACGACGGUUUAACCACCACGGAAGCGAAGUCAAGGCUUGACAAGCAUGGCACCAACGACCUCGGUGAAGAUGGAGGUGUACCGGCAGGCAAGAUCUUGCUCCGGCAGGUGGCCAAUGCCAUGACAUUGAUUUUGAUUGCCGCUAUGGCUGUCAGUUUCGCCAUUCAAUCAUGGAUCGAAGGCGGUGUAGUAACCGCCAUCAUCCUGCUCAACAUUAUUAUUGGGUUCUUCCAGGAGUUCCAAGCUGAAAAGACAAUGGACUCCCUUCGGUCGCUUUCUUCACCAACUGCCUCUGCUGUUCGAGACGGGAAAACGGUUACAAUUCCAACCAUUGAGGUUGUGCCUGGCGACUUGGUCGAACUAAAGACGGGUGAUACUGUGCCUGCUGAUAUUCGCAUUAUUGAAGCGCUAAACUUCGAGACGGACGAGGCUUUGCUGACUGGUGAAUCGCUUCCAGUUGGAAAGGACGGCGACGCCGUUUUUGACGAGGAUACGGGCCCCGGCGACCGCCUCAACGUCGCUUACAGCUCUUCGACAGUUACCAAGGGACGCGCUCGAGGUGUCGUUUUCGCCACGGGAAUGUACACCGAAAUCGGAUCCAUCGCGAUGUCCCUUCGACAGAAGGGUUCCCGUGUCCGCCCAGUCAAGCGCAAGCCUGAUGGCUCUGCCAAACCUAUUCAAUAUGCUCAGGCAUGGAGUUUGACCGCCGCUGAUGCUGUUGGUAGCUUCCUCGGUGUCAACGUCGGCACGCCGCUGCAAAAGAAGCUUGCUCGUCUCGCCAUUCUCCUUUUCGGCGUCGCUGUCGUUUGCGCGAUCAUCGUUCUAGCCGCCAACAGCUUCUCAAACAAGCGCGAGGUCAUCAUUUAUGCUGUAGCCACAGGUCUCAGUAUGAUUCCCGCGUCUCUCACUGUCGUAUUGACCAUCACCAUGGCUGCUGGCACAAAACGCAUGGUGCAACGACACGUCAUUGUCCGCAACCUCAAGUCUCUCGAGGCUCUUGGUGGUGUCACCGACAUUUGCUCUGAUAAGACUGGCACUCUCACACAAGGCAAGAUGGUUGCAAAGAAAGCUUGGAUUCCAGCAAAGGGCACAUACUCCGUUGGCGAGACCAACGAGCCGCAUAACCCUACCGCAGGUUCUGUGUCGUUUACUGCGAAACACCCACGACACAUUGACCCAGACAUCAAUGAGAAGAGUCAAAACUACGAAGAGUUAUUGCAAGAUAACCCACAUCUACUUGCAUUCCUCAAAGUCGCAUCCUUGGCCAAUUUGGCAAACGUCCAUCAGACAAAGGAAGGUGACUGGAAUGCGCGAGGUGAUCCAACCGAAAUCGCUAUUCAAGUCUUUGCAUCUCGAUUCAACUGGAAUCGUCGCGAAUACACCACCGGCGACUCUCCUGCUUGGAAGCAGCUUGCCGAAUUCCCGUUCGAUUCCGACGUCAAGAAGAUGACUGUCAUCUUCGAGGAAACUGCCAGCUCCAAGAAGCACGUUUUCACCAAAGGUGCAGUAGAGCGGGUCAUCUAUUCGUGCACUUCUGUCUUCAAUGGCGAAAGUGAAUCUGCCGUAGAGUUGGACGACGACUACCGCGAGGAAAUUCUCUCUAACAUGGAGUCAUUAGCCUCUAUGGGUCUCCGAGUCCUAGCGCUUGCUAGCAAAGACUAUGAUGGACCUUCUCCAGAAAAGGGCGAGGACCUUGAUAGGAACAGUAUCGAGACUGGGUUGACCUUCUGCGGUCUCGUUGGUCUCUACGACCCGCCCAGGCCUGAGACUGCCGGAUCUGUUCGCCAAUGUCAGAAGGCUGGUAUCGAAGUCCACAUGCUCACUGGUGAUCACCCCGGAACGGCCCGCGCAAUCGCUGCUGAAGUUGGCAUCUUGCCUUCGAACAUGUCUACCCUCGCCAAGGAAGUUACGGAUGCAAUGGUGAUGACUGCAUCUCAGUUCGACAAACUCACUGACGACCAAAUCGACGCUCUUCCGCUCCUGCCUCUUGUCAUCGCCCGAUGCGCCCCGAACACAAAAGUCCGCAUGAUCGACGCCCUACACAGACGCAAGGCCUUCGCUGCUAUGACUGGUGAUGGUGUAAACGACUCUCCAUCCCUCAAGAGGUCCGAUGUUGGUAUCGGAAUGGGCACCGGUUCUGACGUAGCCAAGGACGCCUCCGACAUCGUUCUGACAGACGAUAAUUUUGCGUCCAUACUUAACGCCAUUGAAGAGGGCCGUCGCAUGUUUGACAACAUCCAGAAAUUCAUUCUCCACUUGCUUGCUCAGAAUAUCGCUCAAGCUUGUGUUCUGCUCAUUGGCCUUGCCUUCAAGGACGCAAGCGGUUUCUCCGUUUUUCCCGUUUCACCUGUCGAGGUCAUGUGGAUUAUCAUGAUUACAUCUAGUCUGCCCGAUAUGGGUCUUGGGUUCGAGAUUGCUGCUCCAGACAUUCUUGACCGCCCUCCCCAAAAUCUCAAGCGUGGUGUUUUCACCAUCGAAGUCAUGGUCGACAUGCUCGCAUACGGUCUCUGGAUUGCCGCCCUUUGUCUCGGAGCUUUUUCCAUCGUCAUGUUCGGCUUCGGCGACGGCAACCUUGGUAUUAACUGUAACGAAUCCUUCAACGAAACUUGCAGUACUGUCUUCCGCGCUCGCGCGACUACGUUUGCCUGCCUCACAUGGUUCUCACUCUUCCUUGCCUGGCAGAUGUUGGAUAUGCGCCGUUCCUUCUUUAUGAUGCAGCCCAAGUCUAAGAAGUACUUCACGCAGUGGGCAAUUGAUGUCUGGCGCAACAAGUUUUUGUUCUUCUCGAUCAUAUUUGGUUUUGUCACAAUCUUCCCUGUCCUGUACAUCCCGGUUAUCAAUGACAAAGUCUUCAGGCACAAGGGUAUCAGUUGGGAGUGGAUCGUCGUCUUUCUCGCUACCUUUCUUUUCUUCCUCGGCAUUGAGGCAUGGAAAUGGGGUAAGAGAGUCUUUUUCAGGAGACGCGAGGUCAAGUCUGGGGUCAGGAGGGGCUCGAUUGAUUUGGAGGCGCGUGUGUUCGAGAGAUAUCUCAGCACGGCUAUCAGCACGGAUGGCGACAGCGACGAGAAGAGAUAG